AACGAUGAUGAGAGAGAUAGAGAGAGAGAGAGAGAGAGAGAGAGAGAGAGAGAGAGAGAGAGAGAGAGAGAGAGAGAGAGAGAGAGAGAGAGAGAGAGAGAGAGAGAGAGAGAGAGAGAGAGAGAGAGAGAGAGAGAGAGAGAGAGAGAGAGAGAGAGAGAGAGAAGAGAGAGAGAGAGAGAGAGAGAGAGAGAGAGAGAGAGAGAGAGAGAGAGAGAGAGAGAGAGAGAGAGAGCAUAAGAGAAAGCAAAGGGAAAGAGCACAAGAGAACGAGAGAGAGAGAGAGAGAGAGAGAGAGAGAGAAAAAAAAAAAAGAGAUAGAAAGAGAGAAAGAAAGAAAGUGUGUGUGUGUGUGUAUGAGAGAGAGAGAGAGAGAGAGAGAGAGAGAGAGAGAGAGAGAGAGAGAGAGAGAGAGAGAGAGAGAGAGAGAGAGGGCGCAGAGAGAGAGAGAGAGAGAGAGAGAGAGAGAGAGCAGAGAGAGAGAGAGAGAGAGAGAGAGAGAGAGAGAGAGAGAGAGAGAGAGAGAGAGAGAGAGAGAGGGAGAGAGAGAGAGGGAAAGAGCGAGAAAGAAAGAGUGAGAGAGAGAGAAAGAGAGAGAGAGAGAGAAGAGAGAGAGAGAGAGAGAGAGAGAGAGAGAGAGAGAGAGAGAGAGAGAGAGAGAGAGAGAGAGAGAGAGAGAGAGAGAGAGAGCGAGAGAGAGAGAGAGAGAGAGAGAGAGAGAGAGAGAGAGAGAGAGAGAGAGAGAGAGAGAGAGAGUCCACUUAACGUGGUGGAGCAGCGCGACAUGUGUCGCCUCAUUCUUGACUUGCGCAAAGUCAACAACUACCUCGACAUCCCCAAGUUCAAGUACGAAGGCUUGAACAAGGUAGCCGAACUCAUCCGCCCUGACGAUUGGAUGUUCUCCAUCGACCUAAAGUCAGGCUACCACCAUGUCGAGAUCCACCCCUCCUGCUGGAAGUUGUUGGGAUUCCAGUUCGAAGGAGACUACUAUUCCUUUAUAUCGCUCCCGUUCGGGCUUGCCACUGCCCCGUUCGUCUUCACACAACUGAUCAAACAACUGGCAAGGCGAUGGCGGGCAAGCGACGUGCGGGUUGUUCCAUAUGUCGAAGACUUACUAUUCCUCUGCAACUCCCACUCGGAUGCAAGCUCGACCUGCGCAGCUAUUGUUAAGGACCUGAAGGCAGCAGGUUUUGUUAUAAAUGGCAAAAGGUCACAUCUACACCCCUCGCGCUAGAUAGCUUUCCUCGGCCUGGAGAUUGAUGC
This is a messenger RNA of Closterium sp. NIES-67, 1263 nucleotides long. The record is from the annotation of a GenBank genome assembly. NCBI's taxonomy places the organism in Eukaryota, Viridiplantae, Streptophyta, Zygnematophyceae, Desmidiales, Closteriaceae.